Messenger RNA from Mus caroli (Ryukyu mouse), 1240 nucleotides. RefSeq names its product pannexin 3 (gene Panx3). Gene Ontology annotation, cellular component: plasma membrane. The record is from RefSeq and is a predicted model, not a curated record. Gene Ontology annotation, biological process: positive regulation of interleukin-1 production; cell-cell signaling; monoatomic cation transport. NCBI's taxonomy places the organism in Eukaryota, Metazoa, Chordata, Mammalia, Rodentia, Muridae. Gene Ontology annotation, molecular function: wide pore channel activity.
AUGUCGCUCGCACACACCGCUGCAGAGUACAUGCUCUCUGAUGCCCUGCUGCCUGACCGCAGGGGCUCUCGGCUCAAAGGACUGCGCCUGGAACUGCCCCUGGAUAAGAUGGUCAAGUUCAUUACUGUGGGCUUUCCCUUGCUGCUGAUGUCUCUAGCUUUCGCCCAGGAGUUCUCAUCAGGGUCUCCGAUCAGCUGUUUCUCUCCCAGCAACUUCAGUGUCAGGCAGGCUGCGUACGUGGACAGCUCGUGCUGGGACUCGCUGGCUCACCAUACGCAGGACAAGGCUGGCCAGUACAAGGUGAAAUCUCUCUGGCCUCACAAGGCUCUUCCCUACUCUCUACUGGCUCUGGCUGUGGCCAUGUAUCUGCCUGUGUUGCUGUGGCAAUAUGUAGCUGUGCCCUCCCUCAGCUCUGACAUGCUGUUCAUCAUCAGUGAGCUGGACAAGUCUUACAACCGUUCCAUCCGCCUGGUACAGCACAUGUUGCAGAUCCGGCAGAAGAGCUCUGACCCCCACGUCUUCUGGGAUGAGCUAGAGAAGGCCCGGAAGGAACGGUACUUUGAAUUUCCCUUGCUAGAGCGGUACCUGGAAUGCAAGCAGCGCUCCCAUUGGCUAGUGGCCACCUACCUCCUGAGGAAUGCCCUCUUACUCCUCUUUACCUCAGCCACUUACCUGUACCUUGGCCAAUUCCAUUUAGAUGUCUUCUUUCAAGAAGAAUUCAACUGCUUCAUCAAGACAGGGCUGCUACAUGAUGAGACCCAUGUGCCAGAGCUGAUCACAUGCAGGCUGACCUCCCUGUCUGUAUUCCAGAUUGUGAGUGUCUCCAGUGCAGCAAUAUACACCAUAUUGGUCCCAGUGAUAAUAUACAACCUCACAAGGCUAUGUCGGUGGGACAAAGGACUCCUAUCCAUCUAUGAGAUGCUCCCAGCUUUUGAUCUCCUCAGUAGAAAGAUGCUAGGAUGCCCCAUCAAUGACCUCAAUGUGAUUCUUCUUUUCCUCCGAGCUAAUAUCUCUGAGCUCAUCUCUUUUAGCUGGCUGAGUGUCUUAAGUGUGUUGAAGGAUACAACCACCCAGAAACACAACAUCGACACAGUGGUUGAUUUUAUGACCUUUGUGGCUGGCUUAGAACCCUCAAAACCUAAACAUCUCACCCAACAUACAUAUGAUGAACACGCAUAGUUUAAAAAAAGAAACAUAGAUAAGUUUUAUAGAAAGUAACUAUCCUUCUUCACAAGCUAUG